Malaya genurostris is the source of this 4311-nucleotide messenger RNA. RefSeq names its product GTP-binding protein Rit2 (gene Ric). Gene Ontology annotation, molecular function: GDP binding; GTPase activity; GTP binding. The record is from RefSeq and is a predicted model, not a curated record. Gene Ontology annotation, cellular component: plasma membrane. The coding region runs from base 332 to 1099 and encodes 255 amino acids. The transcript has 4 exons. Gene Ontology annotation, biological process: Ras protein signal transduction. Lineage: Eukaryota; Metazoa; Arthropoda; Insecta; Diptera; Culicidae.
UUAUGCUUUCGUCAAGAGAUUUGAAAUUGUACGCACAUAGCCAAAGAACGGAAAAGCGCAUCACAAACGUAGCAGUGAAAAAGCAUUCAGUGCCACAGUUUCCAGCAGCAAUAUGUUGCUUACGGUGCAGAAAGUACUUUUUCGCGAAUAAAAAAUGUUUUGAGUUUUAGUGUCCAGUGUUUUUCGCAAGGGCAGCCGCCGGGGUCAGAGUUCUCCGAGUUGAAAAUAAAAAUUCCGAACGAGGGCAACUCCUUUUUUGGAUACACACGACGGAGUGCAGGUGGUUCAUUUGCUUUCCAGUGAAGAGUCAUCCUACGCAUAAGACCAUACAAUGGCAGGUGAUUUUUCGGGGUGUACCGCCCGAAAGAAGAACCGUGCCCAAUCGAUCGAGUACAAUCCGGCCAAGAUUGACAACGGGGAGACUUCAAAGCAGCAAACCAAUCCGCUGACCACUCGGAGCGGGUUGCGAGUUUACAAGAUUGUGAUUCUGGGUGAUGGUGGCGUAGGAAAAUCAGCCGUCACGCUUCAAUUUGUUAGUCACAGUUUUCUGGACUAUCAUGAUCCAACGAUUGAGGACUCGUACCAGCAGCAAGCAGUUAUCGAUGGUGAAGCAGCACUGCUGGACAUUCUUGAUACGGCCGGACAGGUCGAGUUCACUGCCAUGCGGGAUCAGUAUAUGCGAUGCGGGGAAGGCUUCAUCAUUUGUUAUUCCGUCACUGACCGGCACAGUUUCCAGGAGGCAUCGGAAUACCGGAAGCUGAUCGCUCGGGUGCGGUUAACCGAAGACAUACCACUGGUGCUGGUUGCCAACAAGCUGGAUCUACAGUCGCAGCGGAAGGUAUCAACGGAGGAAGGGAAAACCUUGGCGAAACAAUUUGGCUGUCCCUUCUACGAAACUUCUGCUGCUCUGCGACAUUACAUAGACGAAGCGUUUUUCUCUCUGGUGCGCGAAAUCCGAAGAAAAGAAGAACAACGGGCUCUCAAUGGUGGAUCAAGUUCCGAAAAAAUCCACUCCCGACGCCGUAGUCGCUGGUGGCGAUUGCGUUCGAUAUUCGCCCUUGUAUUCCGUCGGCGCCGGAAUGCAAAUGGAAGUAUCUAAAACCAAGGUAAAACAUUUCAUUGGGAUCGUAAGCCCAGCCCGCACGAUCAGAGUGGUUAGUUUAGGCACUUUAGGGAAAAGCGACAUCUAUCCGGAUAGUGAUUUUGAUGUCGUGCAGCAGUGUUCGGAAACAUUUUUUGAGCGAUUCUCAUGAGUUAUUUUUCUUCAGCAAAUGAAUCAAUAAUUUUAGAACAAAGAAUGACCAAAGUGCAUAACAAUCACUGUAAUUGGAUUACUUUCAGUGUAUUUAAGUUUAUUGUGGUGACACUACUAGGAAUUAUGGAUAAGUUUAUACUUCACUCUCAAAAAACUCUUAUUUAUGAAACAACAAUUGUUACAGGAAGUAUCUAUAAUGUGUAAACAUCGUAGUUGACGCAUGAACUAAUCGACCAAAAAUUGCACCAUAGUUGCAGAAUAUUCCACAAUGAUAGGUUACGUUUGAAUAGAGUUGUUAAAUAGUCAGUUAAGAAAUUGUGGCGCUGAAAAUUGCUUCGUUUGUCUUGUUUCGAGAUAAUCAACAUAACUAAACAUCAACAUCGAGCGUUAAUAUGAAGUUUCCUGGUUUGUGUGAUCGGUUCACUGAAGAUUUCAGAUCGUUAUCGUUAAGAUUAUACUACAAUAGAAUGGUAAGAUUUGAUGUAAUUCGCAAUGUUGAAGCAGAAGAUACUGUAAAAAAUUAGGUGCAUUAGUUCGAGAGAUUGAGUAAAACACAUACAGUUGUUGACGAAACAAUAAUUGGUUCGAAACCGUAUAUGAAUCUUCAGGAGUGUAUUAGGUUCGUUUGUUAACAGCAUUUAUUGUAUUUUAGUUUUGAAUCUUUCUCUAUUUUGAACAUGCAGAGCAUUUUGGAUUGACUGUCUGUGAUUCAACAAAACAUUGUUUAUUACUCAAUAGUUCUCUUAUAUUUAUGGGGUUAAGACUUGAAAACCUUUAUUUUUUCAACUGUCAACUAGGCCAUCUGUCUCCUAAGAUAAACCAAAGCCUACCAGUAUUGAAUAAGCGUAAGACAAGUAUUCACACAGGGUUCCCAUAGUAGUUGUAGACACAUUUUAACCUGCAACCAUACCUGCAUACCAAAAAAGUCAACCUAAACCUUAGUCUUAUUGAGCUUCUUAUUGCUGCUCACAGCCGAGUAUGGAAAGUUUUGAGGGAAAACAAACAUCACUUUUUGUAGCUGGUUUUCUAUAGCAUACACACCAAUAUAUUCAAUCAACCGAAACAACAAGCAAGAAACAUCAAACAUUGAUUCAACGACUAGAUUUCCGGAGGACGACGAAACGAUAUAUUUCCUAUACUAUGUGUAGAUCUACUACUCGUGUACUACUAGCUUAGCUGUUAACAAUUAAGUAAAAGAAUACAGAAAAGAUAAAGCUUAAGUAGGUAAAUCAUGAAGAAAAAACACUAUAUUGAAGCAUUCGAAACAGUUCGAUUCGAUUUAACAUUACCAUUCCAUUAGUUAACAUAUAAUUAAUUACAUGUAUUAAUCGAUGCUGUAAUCUAGAGUUUUAUUUUCAUUUUUGAAAAUAUGUUUGUCUCAAGUAAUUUCUGAUUCAAUAUUAAGACACAUGUUUAAUCACCGCUGGGAUUUCAUCUAAUAAUGGGCAUCACUACAGACUCUCAUAGUAACAGACUGGCAAAUACUUCUUAGGGAGUCAAACGAAUCGUCAAAUUCCCACAUAGGAAUUCUACUAUCCGUUUGGCUCCCUAAGCAGUAUUCGUCGGUCUGUUACUAGGAGAGUCUGAAGGCAACUCGUCAACAUUGCAACUGGCCAAAUUUUUCUCUGCAUAACAAUAUUUUUCAUUUUAAUAUGUGACAAAACGAUCAAUCGUGCAUUAAAAAAAAAUUUUUAAAUUUUUCAUGAAUCAAUAAAUCACGAUAAUACGCUCAGUGCAUCAAAUUGGAUGAUAAAAAGGGUCCCCUUUAUUUUCCCUGGUUCCUAAUUCCGGUGGCAGAAGAAAUGUAUCACAAUUUCCAUUAAGAGAAGAAAAUCUUAAAAUGUUUUUCUCUUCACAAAACUGUCUGUUCGCUGAGCUUCAGUGACAAAAUUUCUGAAAAAAAUUGCAGAUUUCGCCUAUUUUCUUAAAUUUGAAUUCACAUCAAGAACAAGACGAAAUUUUUUGACACUUGAGAAAGAAUAAAGAAACAGUAUUCUUUUCAGCGUUUUUGCGAAAGAAAUUGUGGAAGACUAUUUUUGUAGUGAUUAAAUUCAGCAAAAUUACUUGAACAUUAUUAUGUGAGAGUAAUGGAAACAUUAGGGUAACAGAGGUAUUUUGGCCACUUCAUAUAUAGCGGUUUUCAGCUGAACAUAGAAUGCGACGGAAUUGUCGCAGAAUAGCGAAAUAAUGAGCGUCAGACCAUGGAUGCCAGUUUUGCAGAUUGGCAUGUAAAUUUGCAAUUUCGCUUGUUAGCAGACAUUGGAAUUAAGCAGACUUUUUUUGCAGAUUUUCGAAGUUUUUAUAAACAAUGACUUUUUAAAUUUAAUGACUUUUGCUAUUACUGUAGGGUUUUUGUUUGGUUUUUUUUUUCGUGAAAAUUUUAAAUUUUGAGCUGGCAUCUCUGCCAAAUUUUACCUGGCAUCUCUGCCAGAAAAUUGGACAGUUGUUUUAACCCCUUCCCUGUCUGUUGUAUUGAAAUUAACUAGCAUUAGAGCCACAAGAAAAAUAAAUCGACUGGUGGAUUGAGGUCAAUUGCAGUUUCAACUGGUAAUAUUCCUUAGCGACUGUGUUAGUGUUAUUUCAUUGUUCAUCAACAAAUAUAUAUCUGUCAGACUUUUUGGAGUGGACGAUUUACAAUUUUUUGCAAUAGUUUAUUUUUAUAGUUAAAAUCGAUAAUGUUUCGAAUAAAGUACGAGGUUAGGAAGACCAAGGCGUCGAUUAAUACAAAAUAUGAAUGAAAAGAAAUAUACCAAGCACAAAAUAAUCAUUAUGUGAAAUAAAUAACACACGCUUUAAAAAUCGGUGCAAGUUCUAGCUGAUGGCAAAUCACAUACGCUUUAUCAAAAUGAAUUGAUUAUGAUUGAAGUUUUCCUUAUAAUUAUUCAGCUAAUAGAAAUUUGUCAUUGUAGCGGUAGCAAUUUAAAAAAUAUUUUUUCUGGCUCGUGGUCUCGAAGGGGUUGAAUCGAUGCGAAUGACAGUUUUGCUAUCUUUGCGGCAUUUUGUCGCUAUCUUAUUACAUCGCAAUCCUUCCUAACCGACAGUGAAAAUUACAAUAU